Molecule: messenger RNA, 3393 nt
Organism: Colletotrichum lupini
Lineage: Eukaryota; Fungi; Ascomycota; Sordariomycetes; Glomerellales; Glomerellaceae
Exons: 21
Coding region: 1-3393 (1130 amino acids)
Source: RefSeq, a predicted model, not a curated record
AUGAGAAGAGCCCAGGAGGCAGACGAGGCAGUGACGGAGACGGAGAAGGAGACAGAAAGAGAAGAGAGACUCAGACAGGGCCGAGACUAUCGAAUGACGGGAAAGGAGGAAGAGAUUGCGAAUCUUGGAAGCAGCGACAUGGAAAAUGCGAUAAAUGCAGAUUUGGGUCAAGUUCAUCUCACUUGCAAGUCGCUUUGCUGGAAAACCAGGUGGAAAGAUACAUGGAUUACCGAUAUACACUUUCCCCCAGGAAAGAGGAAGGUGCGAUCUACAAAGUACAGAGUUAUUGAGAAGAUAAUACCUUCCAUGCUUCAUUCACGGGCCAUGGCAAUUUCCAUCAUCACCUCACUUUUCCGCAUUGAGGGCCAAGCCUCCAGGUUCGACGUGUGUCGGCAAGGCAAGGUACCUCGUGCACGGAGCAAGGUACAAGAAUGCGUACCUUACAGACCCCAGGCAAGGUACCUUAUCUGGUACUUUACAGGCUUCCUAGUUAGCCGCGAUGGUUUGACAGAUGGGGCCGGCGGUGUUGCGUUCUUGCCUCCGCCUGUCACGAUUCUGCCCAUCGUCGUUUAUGUACUGUCGUCAGCCUGGCCCCUUCUCUCCUUCCGUCCUGACAUUCCGUCGACCGGGACUGUAAGUGACGGCAAGAACGGCAAGAACUCGCUACCUUGGGUGCUCGCUCCUACCUUGCUGUACCCUGCCCUGCAUGUUUGCAUCUGCGGAACGGAAGAUGGGAACGAACAAGAAAGGAAGAUUCGAAUGUGUAGAUACUUCGUCCUCCGUAUAGAAAGCUUUGGAGGAAGUCAACGAAAUGGAAGUGCCAUGUCGAUGUCCGAAGCCCAGAUGACCACGGCAAUCUUCGUCAUCGUUCUCGUCCCGCAUCGGAAUAGAUUGCUAUUGCCAAUAGUCGACCCCCUCCCCGAUGCUGGAGGAUGGACCCCGGAAUGCCCAAGCACGCCAACAACAACCUACGAAUACGCAGGUACCUUGCCAUACCUUACAAACACUUUCUGGCCAAAGGUAAAGCAUCUUGCAUCCGUCUCUACACUACUACAAUGCCUGGCUGACUUCUGCAUGCAUCGCAUGGCUUGCAUCUCGCGGUACAUCGUCCUCGCCCACGUUCAUGGGCUCAUUGAACGUACCGAUCCUUACCACGCCCUUUUUUCCGCUUCAGCUCUUCAUCCACUUUCCGAACCGCGAUCCCCCACGAACAUGACACCGCUUUGUGGCCUCGCCUUCGCGUCGCCCUUUUUACCGCAUACUUUUCUGACUCUCUUACACGUGUCUGGGAUUAUCCUCUUCGCCCAGUCUUGGACGCUCGAACCCGCCGCAAAACCUUCUUUCACAUUCUCGAGUCCGGACCGUCGGUAUACACCAGAUGACAGCCGGCGCUGUGCCUGUAUGCAAGUUGUUGUUGCAAGCCAGGGCCAGCCGUGGCCGAUUCCUGGACCUGCUGGAGGGGCCUCUCCCCGGACUCGAGCCGAAAAAGUCUGCUGCGCUUCAGAGAAGGGGCAUCAUACGAUCAACCUCGUUCCUAUGGCAGCGGUGCCCCUGCAUCGCCUAGGGAGCCUCCAAGGGCCCUGUAUCGCCUCAGCCCAAAGCUUGAUGAACCUUCGUCCGCUUGGCGGUUUGGGUAUCCGGUCGGCGGAAGCCGUCUUUUUCCAGGACAUUCUCUUCUGUCUACCUACACUAUCCGUAGUCCGAGAGCCGCUUCUUCGUCUUUGUCCAAAGUCUCGCAACGAAUCUAAAGCUAUCAACCCGUACCCUGGAGCCGAGACUAGCAAUCGCUUCCCUCCACCGGGUCCCCCCACUUGUCUCGAGGCCUUACUGCCGCUUGGCUUUUGGGGAUUUUUGGAGAAGCCCGUUGAGUCGCGGGUGUUUGCAGGCAACCGGGUAGGGAUCCCCGAGGUUGUCACAACUCACACUAAACUUGUUUCUUGUUCAAGGGACCCGGUCAGCGUUUUCCUUUCGGGGACCCUUCACGAAACCAGCCCUGUCCAAAUUACAACACCUGUCCUCCAGCUGAAGGUUAAAGCUGCAAACUCCCUCCACAAGACGUUUGAUUUACCUUACGCCACCUCGCGCAUUUCGGCUCGACUGACCAGAAACACAAGAUCGUGUCCAAGCCUCGCAUCAGCUGAGAAAGACGAGCACGAUGUCGAUACGACAGCGAGCCAGCCAAGGAAAUUACCGGCUUCAGCUGACCUCCUGGAUAACUGCCGAGAGGAACUUUUUUCACAGCAAUCACGAAGCAGAUUCGUCCCUACCUUCUUGGAGAGCUCGCCCGAUGCAGUGCAGCCUCCAAGUGAGUCGACGGGGGUUGACCCAGAAGUUAUUUCGAUGUCUUCAUGCGCCGCCCUGUGGCUCAUUCCACAUCUGCUCGCGUGCGGCGUCGACCCUCUCAGAUCGCCAAUUAAGGCCCCCAAAACAGCCACAUCUCCACGACCAAAAAUAUCCGCUCCUUGCCACACUUUGCUUUUCUCGAACCCUUGUUCGUCCAACGAGGAUGCCAGGACGAGCCACCAUUCCCGACGGCCUGGGCCAAGAGACGCCCAGUACGGAAUGAAUCGCCAUUGUCAGCCGCACCUAAAGCCCAUCCCGACUCCAUCUCCAAGGAUGCCGCAGGGCGAUGACGUUUCGUUCCGUGCUCGCAAUCUUAGGACACAGACAAAAACGCCCGAGAGGGACGGAAACGCGUUCGCUCUCCAUGGCAAUAUCUCAACCACGCUUUGCAAUAUCUACAGGGCAACUAGCCGCUCCAAAUCGAUCCAACUGCCCGUCCAGGGCAACAAACAGGGGGUGCGUUUUCCUCUCUCUUUCUCCCUUCCCGUUCUUAAUUCUUGCCCUGGCGCAUUAAUGCAUGAAAUCUCCAAUUUGCGCGGACCAUCUACCCCGCUGAAUCAGCGAUUAGAAUGCCCACCAUCUUCAACGGCCUUCCCGCCGCCUUACCAUUUGCAGCCCACGUCGUCCGAAGAACAAGCAUCGACGUCGCGCGAAAAAGCCAACGCGGGCGGCAGGAAGUGGACGACAUUGCCUCCACAGCUCCUCCAAGGUGACAGCUUUGUCGUCACAAUUUGCAGCUCAACUCCCUUCUUGGACCCUGGGCCCGCGUUCACAAGCAGCCAUGGUGUGCCUGCGUACCUGUUUUCUGAGAUGAUCCUUUUCCUUCUCGGCAUCCUCCGCCUGUACCUGCAUGCAGGCCCCCUGCCGGCCUUGCUGCAUCUCCUAGAUGAGUUUACUGCAUGGAAGCCUUGGAAGAAGUCCACGGAAAUUUCUAUUCAUGGUAACCACAGCACUUCGUACACUACCGCCGCUGAAACUAUUCCCAUCUUGGAGACGCGCAUGAACGGCUUGUUAUGGGAGGCGCAGCCGCUCUACAGUAAGGAACGAUAA